CGCGAGCAUAUGCUCAGACGGAUUCCAGUAGACGGCGGAUAUGGUGAGCAGCAGCAAAGCUCUCCAGCGGAGGAGUGCUCGAGAAUGGCGCCACCGACCUCGUCUUCGCCGCGCAAGCUCGAGAUCGUUAAUCCGGUGCCGGCGGACAUCGACAUUGCGCAGUCGGUCGAUCCGCUGCCCAUUGCCUCCAUCGCGCAGGACUUAGGUUUGUCGCCCCACGAGUUCCAGCUCUACGGCCCCUCCAAGGCCAAGGUGCUCUUGCCCGUCCGGGAUCGCCUCAAGAACCAUCCCGAUGGAUUCUACGUCGUGGUGGCCGGGAUUACGCCGACGCCGCUGGGAGAGGGCAAAUCGACCACCACUGUUGGGCUCGGGCAAGCCAUGGGGGCUCAUCUCGGAAAGAAGGUUGUGGCUUGCCUACGCCAACCAAGCCAAGGCCCGACGUUUGGGAUCAAAGGUGGAGCUGCCGGAGGAGGAUACAGUCAAGUGAUUCCGAUGGAGGAGUUUAAUCUCCAUCUCACUGGCGACAUACACGCGAUCACCGCAGCCAACAAUCUACUUGCGGCCGCCAUCGACGCUCGGAUGUUCCACGAGAACACCCAGUCGGACAAGGCUCUGUUCAACAGGCUGUGUCCCGCGGACAAGGAAGGGAAGAGAAGCUUUGCGAAGGUGAUGUACACUCGCUUGAAGAAGCUCGGCAUCGAGAAGACGGAUCCAAACCAGCUCACGGCAGAAGAGACGAAGAAGUUCGCGAGACUGGACAUUGAUCCCGCCACUAUCACCUGGAAGAGAGUGAUGGACGUGAACGACAGGUUUCUUAGGAAGAUCACGGUUGGACAGGGGCCGGAGGAGAAGGGGAUGACCAGAGAGACUGGCUUCGACAUCUCCGUGGCCAGUGAGAUCAUGGCGGUCCUCGCAUUGACAACUUCGCUGGCGGACAUGCGUUCCAGACUGGGAAAGAUGGUGAUCGGAUCGAGCAAAGCCGGCGAUCCCGUCACGGCUGACGAUCUGGGAGUCGGAGGGGCAUUGACAGUUCUCAUGAAGGACGCGAUCCAUCCAACUCUGAUGCAAACGCUGGAGGGAACUCCAGUCUUCGUUCACGCCGGACCGUUUGCCAACAUUGCUCACGGGAACUCGUCCAUCGUUGCCGACCAGAUUGCUCUCAAGCUCGUUGGUCCGGAAGGCUUUGUGAUAACUGAGGCAGGCUUUGGAGCUGAUAUCGGGUGUGAGAAGUUCAUGGAUAUCAAGUGUAGAUACAGCGGGCUGAGACCUCAGUGCGCGGUCAUUGUGGCGACUGUCCGAGCUCUCAAGAUGCAUGGUGGAGGUCCAGCCGUUGUUGCUGGCAAGCCUCUUGAUGCGGCCUACAAAAGUGAGAACUUGGAGCUGGUUCGAGCGGGGUGCUCCAAUCUGGUGAAGCACAUCGAGAACACGAGAUCUUACGGUGUCAACGUGGUGGUCGGGAUCAACGUGUUCGCCACUGACACCGAAGCCGAGCUUGCCGCGGUGAAGUCGAUCGCUUUGGACGCGGGUGCCUUCGACGCGGUUCUGUGCACGCACUACGCGAGUGGUGGCGAGGGAGCUGUGGAGCUCGGGUAUGCUGUGCAAAGAGCCUGCGAACGACACAGCGCGCCUCUAAAGUUCCUGUACCCGCUGGAGCUGAGCAUCAAGGAGAAGAUCGAGGCGAUUGCGAAGUUCUACGGUGCCGACAAUGUGGAGUACGAGUCAGAAGCAGAAGCAAAGAUCGAGCUCUACACGAGACAAGGCUUCUCGCAACUUCCCAUUUGCAUGGCGAAGACGCAGUACUCGUUCUCGCACGAUCCAUCGCUCAAGGGAGUUCCAAAGGGAUUCACGCUGCCCAUCCGAGACGUGCGCGCGAGCGUGGGUGCCGGUUUUAUAUACCCGCUGGUUGGGGCCAUGAGCACCAUGCCUGGCUUGCCGACCAGGCCGUGCUUCUACGACAUUGAUUUGGACAUUGAAAGUGGGAAGGUUUUGGGAUUGUCGUGACAGGAAGACUGUGAAAAAAGAAAACCAAGCAAAAAACUAAUAACAUGAGAAAAAAGAACUUUGAAGAAUGGCCAUUUCUGUUUAAAUGCCAUUAACUAUGUUUUAAUCUCUAAAUGAUAUAGCACCAAAGGAUUAAAACA
Messenger RNA from Selaginella moellendorffii, 2141 nucleotides. Its product is annotated as formate--tetrahydrofolate ligase. Bases 10 to 2001 code for a protein of 663 amino acids. The record is from RefSeq and is a predicted model, not a curated record. The transcript has 5 exons. Lineage: Eukaryota; Viridiplantae; Streptophyta; Lycopodiopsida; Selaginellales; Selaginellaceae. Gene Ontology annotation, molecular function: formate-tetrahydrofolate ligase activity; ATP binding.